AAGGAAAGCGAAUUCCGCUAGAAAAGAUUCGUGCCGCCACUGAUGAUCGGAAAAUCGUCUAAGGGCCUGUAUAAAAAAGGGCGGACAUUUUGAAUAAAAUAUAUAUUUUAUUGUUAACCAUUUAAUGGUUACUGAAAAUUUUAGAAAUAUAAGUUAAUUAGUAAAAAAGUUACGCAACUUUUAUUUCAUCUCAAAAUUUAUGAACACACGAGGACACAUAUAUAUAUAUAUAUAUAUAUAUAUAUAUAUAUAUAUAUAUAUAUAUAUAUAUAUAUAUAUAUAUAUACUUAUUUAUUAAAAAUAAAACUUUAUCUUAGCUAUUUUACUAUCCAAACAGAGUCAUUGUACCGGCUUCUAUGGGUUUACAUGAUAAGAAUCAAAUGUGAGAGCAACUCCGCAACUCAGUCGCGCCUCCAAAGCAUAGUCAACUCGCUCUUCCCUAAAGGUUCCAAAGGCGUUGUACCACGUGACACCCCACUUAAUAUUUUCGUCAAGAUAAUUCAGUUCAUAGCUCAAGAGAGACUAGACUUUGCAAUGAGGGAAAUUGUUUUCGAUUUGCUCAUGGUUGGGAGACAGAUUAAAAUCAUAUUGACUCCAGAAAGGAUGUCUAUUGGGCUUCGAGCUUUUCUCGUGGUAGCAGAUAGUCUUCAACAGAAAGAGGGUGAACCACCAAUGCCGAGGACUUCCGGUACGCUACCAUCGGGUAAUACACUAAGAGUGAAGAAGACUUUCUUAAACAAAAUGCUGACGGAUGAAACUGCUAGGUCUAUAGGCAUGAGUGCUUAUUUCCCGUAUGUAAGGCGGGUGCUGGUUGAGAUUCUUCGUGCCCUCGAUGCCCAUUACGGAAGACCUCUGAUGUUGACCAAUACACAAAAUGUUACAAAAGAACAGGAGAUAAAUACAGGAGAACGAAAACCAAGAAUAGACCUAUUCAGGACUUGCGUAGCUGCGAUACCUAGGCUUAUCCCCGAGGGUAUGAGUCCGAGUGAACUGGUGGAGCUACUGUGCCGACUCACUGUCCACAUGGACGAGGAACUGCGCGGUCUCUCCUUUCAGAGUUUACAAACUCUCAUCGUGGACUUCCCUGAGUGGAGACAAGACGUACUCGCUGGUUUCACGCAAUUUCUAGCCAAGGAAGUUCAGGAUACCUCGCCUCAGUUGGUGGAGAAUGGUUUACGUAUGUUAUUACAAUUGAUAACAAGUUGGAAAAACGGUGAGCCGUCUUCUAAUACUAUUACGGGAGCAGGGGUCAAGCAGGAAGCUUUGGCAGCCGUGGUGCGCGGCGCUGAAGCCCUAGGGCUCGUUAUGUUGUGUCAAUGCAAACCAUACCCACGACGACUCGCCGUACACGUGUUAAGAGAGACUAAGUGCUUGCUAGAGAAGUUGCAGUUGACAGGCGACGAACCAGCAUUGAUAGACGCAGCGGACGAGCAUGUACCACAGUUAGCAGAACGAUGUCUGCCUCUAUUGCCGCCCGCUGAGAAACAGGCCGUGCUCGCUGUCUCACAGCCCGAUCUAGUCUGGGUAGCAGAAAGGAGUCACGCCGUUUGGACAGCCAGUACUCAGCAUGAUGAAACUUCUACCAAAAAUAGUUGGAGUGGCAGCGCAUCCAAUGGUGCUGACCCAUGGAAGGUGAUAUUGUUCGGUUUACUCGAGCGUUCUCGUGUACCGGCUCGCUGCCCUUCCACUAUACUGCAGGCGUGGCCAAUACUCCACGCGAGGAUACAUGCACUGUUCACCAUAAUAGAGCCCGCGUGAGUAUACUCAUCCUUUUGUGUAUCAGAUUAUUCAAUUGGAAAACAAUAACAUUAUGUUAGGAAUUUGAUUAUAUUUUCCAAGUACAAGGCUAGAGCUAUGAUAAUAAAAAUGAUUAUUUGCUAUUUACU
Molecule: messenger RNA, 1886 nt
Organism: Diatraea saccharalis (sugarcane borer)
Lineage: Eukaryota; Metazoa; Arthropoda; Insecta; Lepidoptera; Crambidae
Source: the annotation of a GenBank genome assembly